Messenger RNA from Paramacrobiotus metropolitanus, 1397 nucleotides. RefSeq lists its product as uncharacterized. Gene Ontology annotation, cellular component: membrane. Lineage: Eukaryota; Metazoa; Tardigrada; Eutardigrada; Parachela; Macrobiotidae. The record is from RefSeq and is a predicted model, not a curated record. Gene Ontology annotation, molecular function: G protein-coupled receptor activity. Gene Ontology annotation, biological process: G protein-coupled receptor signaling pathway. The transcript is spliced from 4 exons. The coding region runs from base 63 to 1145 and encodes 360 amino acids.
UCGAGGGUAGACGAAUGUUUCACUCAGUCCAUCAUACCGUUUUUACUACACAGUUGUAAGUUAUGUUGACUCCAAGCGGCAAUCAUUCGACUAAUGUGCACCGAAAUUAUUCAUCUUUUCUUGAACCAAUCCAAAAUGCCACCCAGAUCAACGGCACUAUCUAUCAGCAGCAGUUAAUGGUGUGGUAUGGUGUUUCCAUGUCGGUUUGUGGACUGGGUGGAGCGGCAUAUAUCCUGCUGAUGGGUGCUGUAUGGGAGCACUGGCAAAUGUCCAAGCGAAAAACUGGACGGGAUCGGAGCGGCACGCGACUGCUCAUCGUCCAUGCCACCGCUGUGGAAAUGGUUAUGUGCUGCAUUAAUCAUCCGAUUAGCUUUACGCAGAUCCUUUAUGCAGAAAAUUCAGUCACCCCAACAGCCUGCUUUUUCAUUCAAGCCCCUUUCGCAAUAUUCCGUACCGCCGGGUACUAUUCUUUGGCAUUCCUGGCCAUAAACCGUUUAGUCGCACUCUGCUUUCCAAUUCAUUUCCGCGCCUACUGGACCAAGCAAAGUUUAAACAUAAUUUUCAUCCUUGUUACUUGGCUCGUCACUGCCGCGAAUUUUGUUCCGCUCAUAAUUGGUCGGGAAUUGAGGUUUGAAAUGAUCCCACCGACGAAUGUUUGUGCUAUUAAGCCCCGAACCCCGGAAGCCCGGAAGAUCCACCAGACACUGGUUUCACAUCUGCCGCUAGCGUUGGUGUGGAGCAUUUACGCUCUGAUGUUUGGAUUCGUUGCUAUGCAAAAGCUUUCGGGCCAAAUUAACCAGACAUCAGCGUCGUACCGGCGUUCCUUGCAACUGACGCUUGUCCUAUUGGUGUCGUCACUCUGGCAUUGCGUCUGCUUUUAUCCACAGCCUUUGUUGAUGGUUUUUGAAGACAGGGGUCUAGCGCGUCCAACUCCGGAAACGGCGCUGUGGUUACGAUUCGUCUUUCUGUUAGGAUACGGCGGCAACCCGGUUAUCUUCUUCACUAUGAAUCAAGAAUAUCGCUCCAUGCUUAAACGAUGGAUAAGCUCUAUCCGGGACUUAAAAUUUCGUGACUUUGGGGUAAAAGUGAACCCCAACAUCUACACGACCACUAUACGGUCCGUACAAGACGGAACGUUAAUUUGAAAUGGCCUACCUUUGGAGUCCAUAAUACCCUCAUGACGGCAUCGUCCAAGAAUUCUUGAGUAUUUGUUGGACACUUGCGGGUUUAAUUGUAAUCAGAUGUCAUCGUAUCAGUGUCAGUCAAUACUGUGGUUCGAAAUCCUCGACACGUACGAGUGUCGAUGGGAUACUAAUUAUGCGCUGCUUGUUAUAGUGACCUUUACAUAUCAUUGUUUGCGACUGGGUAACUAAGGCCUUUCGAUCACCAUUCCUGCG